Parnassius apollo (apollo) is the source of this 666-nucleotide messenger RNA. The record is from the annotation of a GenBank genome assembly. NCBI's taxonomy places the organism in Eukaryota, Metazoa, Arthropoda, Insecta, Lepidoptera, Papilionidae.
AUGAAAACAGGACGAUCAAAGCUUAUGUUAAAACUUGUGGAAGAAACAAGCAAAAAUUCGAAAAGUACGGGUUUUACUCAUGAUGAGCGCAUGGAUGAGGAGGACUGCAUACCAGGGACUCCAGAAUGCCAUUCGCUAUUACCUCCAGGAGCACGCAACGUAAUAGAAGAGAUGAACGACAUUUGUGAAGAUGUCUUUUUAGAUGACGUACACGGAACAAGCGAAAUCAUAAAAUCAACAAAUGAAAAUAUGGACCCGAACAUACCAUCAUCUACUUGUGUUCUUGAAGAAGAUCCUUUUAUGGCCGUGUAUGAAAAUGCAUCCUCAUCAUAUUUACUCGCGUCAGAAAAUCAGCAUGGUGUCGUGUCCCUCUUAAAUAUCACCUCAGAUCUAACCCCUUUAAAUACUUCUACCCUGAUAUCAGACCUGUCACCUUUCCCGCAACCGAUUACCCCGACUGUUGACAACAAUGGACAUGGACAAACACCUAUGCCAUCACCAGUAAAAACUCAUGUUAACAACAAAGUUACUUGGACAAGCAUAAAAGAAGUUUGUGUCGAUGGAACUCAGAGCAGUAAAAUCCGGUACAAAUAUGCUUUAUCUGAUGACUACAUGACCCUGGUACUUCGAAAGAGACUAGACAAUACAAUAAUCCAAUCUUCAUAA